AUGGACAAACUGUGGACGUGCGACGAUCACAUCAAUCUGCUCGGCUGCGGUGGCACGGCCGUUAACAUCGAGACGAUAGACGACGUGUUCCGGCCGUUUGAGCUGGCCAUCGAGUCACUCGCGCACUGGUUCAUCUGCCCGCUGCGCGGCAACGCGCUGAACCCUCUCCAUCUGCUGCUGAGCUUGGACGGCACGACCACCGGAUCGAGUUUUUUUCUGGACCAGUCGGCUAGACCUGCGCCGGAGAGAUGGUUGAAAAUAGUCGCUCGCCUGCGUCUAGUUUACAUCUCUACCGAGGCCUCCAGCGACGCUCUCAAGGACUUCGUCCAGUGCGUGUCGCUCUGGGGCGUGUGGUGCCGCACCACGGCCCAGUUCGUCAGUGAGACGUCCGUGGUGGGCGUCAACAACGCUGGCAGGACGGCGAAUCCAUUCCGCCGCUUCUUCUGGUGCUGCCUGUUUCUGGCCGGCCUGGCCGUCACGCUCAACGACGUCACCAACUUGCUGAAGAAAUAUUUUCAGUACCCAGUCACCACCGACUUCACCAUCGAUUACCAGGACAGCGUCACGUUUCCGGCCGUCACCAUCUGCAACCAAAACAGCGUCAUGUGCAGCAAGCUACUCCACAGGUUGUUCGAGCUCCCGGACAGCGCUCCUCUGCAGAAGGUCAUCACGCUUUCCUCCUGCAUGGACACCCUGGAAAUUGGCUGCUUGGUACUGCACACGCUCGUCUACCUUUAUGAAUUUAUACCAGACUUCAUCCGGGACUCCCCUUGUUACGCCAACACGAUUGAAAAUUGCUGCCAGCUGGAGCAGUCUGCCGCCGCAGCAAUACUGAACAGCAGUGUUGUGAUGCGGUUGCUCGACUGCGAGUGCCCGAGUCAGGAUUACAAGGUGGACGCCGAUCAGGAGGCAGAGCAGAGUCAAGACUACAAGACCGACGCCGAUCAGGAGGUAGCGUCGAGUCAAGAUUACGAGACCGGGGCCGGUCAGGAGACGGCGUCGAGUCAGGAGUACGAGGCCGGCGCCGAUCAGGAGGCGGCGCCGAAGGGGCAGGCGCGCAGGAGACGGAACGCCCUGGACCUCGCUGCGUCGUUUCCAACAGAAUGGAGAACGCUGAAGGCCGCCAUGGUUGAGCGAUCGGCGCGCCGGCGGCGUGAAGCACCCUACUCUGAUGCAUCCUACACCGAAGCAUCCUACACUGAUGCUGGCGACAUCAAUUGGUUCGACACGGGAAUGGGCCAAGAUGAGAUCUACGACAGCGAUAUGGAUUUUUACGCCAGUUUCAUGAACCUGACAGAAGACAUUCGCAAAUCGGUGGGACAACCCUUCGAGGAGUUCAUCAGGUCCUGCAGCUACAACGGAAGAGAUUGCCUUAAUAAAGACUUCUUCAGACAGAUCAGCACAGCGUCGUACGGCAACUGCUACGUCUUCAACGGCAACAUCUCCGGCACUGCAGAUAGGGCAGCAGGGCAUCGCAACACAACGCUGACAGGGGCGAAUUACGGCCUCAAGUUGGUGCUUUAUCUGGACGCGAGCGACUACAUGCGGUCGACGGUAUCCCAGACGGUAGGCGCCCGCGUCACCAUACACAGCAGCGACGUGUUCCCGCUGGUGGACGAGGCGGGUAUGGACAUCGCACCGGCCAGUGUCAACUCUAUCUCACUGAAGGAGACUCGGAUCAUCCGCCAGGAGCAUCCGUACCAGUCCAACUGCUACCGCCGAUGGUCGCAAGUGGAGGUGGAGCCCGUCAUGUUUGACGAGGAAACCGGCGCCAGCAGCCCCACUGGGGAGCGCUUCACCCUCCCCGGGUGCCACCGGAUCUGCCUGCAGCUGCAGAUAGUGCGCGCGUGCGGCUGCCACCACACCCUGUACCCGCUGACAUUCACCGCGAAGGGCAGGCGGCAGGCCAUAGGAGAGGCGUGCGACCUCAGCUAUAACUCACUGGACAACAACUGCACGGAAGCGGUAGUGAAUAGUAUGAGCACAGACGCCAGCUCUACGGACUGUGGAUGUUCGGCCUCCUGCGAUGAACGGGAUCAUCAGCCGCAGUUGUCCGUCGCCUCGUGGCCACAGGGCAACUUCCUCACCUCAAUUCUUGAGAGGAUCGCCUUCGCGUCCACCAGCGACAGCCUGAGCGAAGAGGCAAUGUUGCAGUGGGCGCUCCAGUUCUCGAAGCUGAACGUCUACUACCGAGACAUCAGCAGUGAUGUUAUCGAGGAGAGUCCGAUCUAUACGUACACCACUUUGAUCGGCAGUCUGGGUGGUGCUCUUUCUCUCUACCUCGGCAUUGCACUGAUCCUGCUGGUAGAAAUACUGGAGUACCUAUUCUUCAUGGCCGUCAACACGCUCCUGUUUAUGUGCGGACGCCGUGAGGACACGGGGCAGAAAAAUAGCACAGGCAAGUGA
Messenger RNA from Pollicipes pollicipes, 2406 nucleotides. RefSeq lists its product as uncharacterized. Gene Ontology annotation, cellular component: plasma membrane. The coding region runs from base 1 to 2406 and encodes 801 amino acids. Gene Ontology annotation, molecular function: ligand-gated sodium channel activity. The record is from RefSeq and is a predicted model, not a curated record. NCBI's taxonomy places the organism in Eukaryota, Metazoa, Arthropoda, Thecostraca, Pollicipedomorpha, Pollicipedidae. Gene Ontology annotation, biological process: sodium ion transmembrane transport. The transcript is spliced from 13 exons.